Molecule: messenger RNA, 1367 nt
Organism: Gossypium raimondii (Peruvian cotton)
Lineage: Eukaryota; Viridiplantae; Streptophyta; Magnoliopsida; Malvales; Malvaceae
Exons: 3
Coding region: 88-1347 (419 amino acids)
Biological process (GO): carbohydrate metabolic process
Molecular function (GO): hydrolase activity, hydrolyzing O-glycosyl compounds
Source: RefSeq, a predicted model, not a curated record
CUUGUUUAUUCGGUUCACCACCUUUGGUUGCUCUAACAAACAACUCUUUUGUCUUUGCUUUUUCUAUUUUCUUUUCCAGCCAUCGUUAUGGCCGACGGCCCACAAACCCCUGCAAGUAGAGCUUCUGCAACCCUCUCUCCAGGCUUGUGGUAUAGAUGGUCAAGGGUUGCUAUGGUGGGGUUACUGCUUAUGCUCCAACUCUACUUUGUUGCUAGCCAUAGAAAUGUUCAUGUUCCCCAGCCCUCGGCCUCUCCUCCUCUGAGACACAAGCAUUCCCCACAGGCUGCUAUUAAACCUUUGAUCGAUGAAUUUCUGGAUGAGAACUCCCCCCUUCGGCAUUUGUUCUUUCCAGAUAUCAAAAGUGCUAUACAUCCCGCAAAUGGUAGCCACUACUACCGUCCAGGCCACAUUUGGUUGGAUACUCAAGGGAAUCCCAUUCAAGCUCAUGGAGGUGGUGUGUUGUAUGAUGAAACAUCGCAUACGUACUAUUGGUAUGGAGAAUACAGACAAGUGGGUGUUAUAGGAGUUGGUUGCUAUUCUUCCAAGGACUUAUGGACAUGGCAAAACCAAGGUAUUGUGUUGUCUGCACAACAGAUAAAUAAUGAAACCCACAAAUCCAACAUGUUGGAACGCCCAAAAGUCAUUUACAAUGACAAGACAGGAAAGUAUGUAAUGUGGAUGCAUGUUGACGAUGUCCACUACAGGAAAGCUGCUGUUGGCAUUGCUAUCAGCGAUCGCCCAACAGGUCCUUUUCAGUAUCUCGGUAGUCGAAGGCCUCAUGGAUUCGAUAGUAGGGACAUGACCAUCUUCAAGGACGACAAUGGUGUAGCAUAUAUCAUUUAUUCAUCUAAAAUGAAUACAGAACUUCACAUUGGACCUUUAACCGAAGAUUAUCUAGACGUGCAGCCUAAUAUGCGAAGGAUUCUAGUUGGACAACGCCGGGAAGCCCCUGCUGUUUUCAAGUACCAGGGGACGUACUACAUGAUAACAUCGGCUUGCACUGGAUGGGCACCGAAUGAAGCAAAGGUAGAUGCAGCCGAGUCGAUCAUGGGACCGUGGGAGACGAUUGGUGACCCGUGCAUCGGAGGGAAGGAAAUGUUUCGACUUACAACAUUUUUGUCACAGAGUACAUUUGUGCUUCCACUGCUAGGCCUUCCAGGUUCAUAUAUUUUUAUGGCAGAUCGAUGGAAUCCGGCUGAAUUAAACGAUUCGAGGUAUGUAUGGUUACCUUUAGCGAUCGGUGGUCGGUCUCUUGAAUCGAAUAGUUCUGGAUCUCAAUCACCAUGGCCAAGAGUGUCAAUACAUUGGCAUAAGAAGUGGAGACUUCCCUUGAGUUGGAGGCUAUAGAAAUCAAUAUGAUUGCUUCA